This is a messenger RNA of Metarhizium album ARSEF 1941, 1242 nucleotides long. Its product is annotated as PDCD2-C domain protein. NCBI's taxonomy places the organism in Eukaryota, Fungi, Ascomycota, Sordariomycetes, Hypocreales, Clavicipitaceae. The coding region runs from base 1 to 1242 and encodes 413 amino acids. Gene Ontology annotation, cellular component: cytoplasm. The record is from RefSeq and is a predicted model, not a curated record. The transcript has 2 exons. Gene Ontology annotation, biological process: maturation of SSU-rRNA.
AUGACCUCAUACGACUCUGACUCUUCAGAUGGAGGGGAGUUUACAGAGACCAACGUCCUCUUGGGAUAUGCCUCCAAAGACUUACAAGACGAGACUAUAAGCAAAUUAGGCGGCAUUCCUGAAUGGCUGGAAGCCGACAAGCCGCCCUCAGCAGCUCUCGCGCGAUGUAAAGUCUGCGGGAACCUCAUGGUUCUCAUCCUCCAGUUGAAUGCCGAACUACCAGAGAGAUUCCCCGGCCACGAUCGACGACUAUACGUAUUCGCCUGCAAGCGCGAAUCCUGCCGCCGCAAGCCGGGGAGCAUUCGAGCUCUGCGCGGGGUAAGAAUCUGGGCCGACGACACCGCGGCAGCUCCGGCGACGGAAGCAGAAGAAGGGCCGAAGAAGCAGGAGGCGAGUCCUCGUGACGGCGACGGCCUCGCCUUGGGCGACGCCCUGUUCGGAGGCCAGGCCAUCGGCGGCGGGUCAGGAGCCAACCCGUUUUCCAGCAACGCGAACCCGUUCAGCACCGGCUCCGGCAACCCGUUUAACACAACGCCUUCGCAGGGCCGGCUCGGUCUUCAUCAGCAGGGACAUGUGGCAAGAGGGGACGCCAGGCCUGCCUCGGCCUCGCUCAGCAAGACCUUUGCGGAAUCGUUGGCGCUGGGCACGGGCACGGGCACGGGGCCUACCGGUCCUGCUCCUCCUGCUCCUCCUCCUGAGCCGUGGCCGGAGAGCUCGGCCUUGCCCAAGCCGUAUCCGACGCUUUAUCUGGCAGAGGCUGACUACGAAACGCUCGAGCCGGCGUCGACCAAGAUCCCCGACAAUGCGCGUGUGGAAGAGGUUGAUGCGCCCGAGACUGUGUCCGCCCUGGACCGCGAAGCGUUCGAGUCGUCCAUGGAUGCUGCGUUUCAGAGAUUUGCGGAUCGCCUUGCCCAGAACCCAGACCAGGUGAUUCGCUACGAGUUUGCGGGCACGCCGCUUCUUUACUCGAGGACGGACGCGGUGGGGGAGAAGCUCACCAAGGGUUCGAUUCCUGGAUGCCCCAGUUGCGGCGGCAAGAGGACGUUCGAGGUGCAGCUUACGCCGAACGCCAUCGCGGAGCUGGAAGCCGACGACUUGAGCCUGGAGGGGAUGGAGUGGGGGACGAUUAUUGUUGGCGUGUGCGAGCGGGAUUGUGUCCCUGGGCAUAUCGGCAAGGACGAGGCCGGAUAUCUGGAGGAGUGGGCUGGGGUACAGUGGGAGGAGCUUACGAAGCAAAAGUAG